Messenger RNA from Lithohypha guttulata, 705 nucleotides. RefSeq lists its product as uncharacterized. The record is from RefSeq and is a predicted model, not a curated record. The transcript is spliced from 3 exons. Lineage: Eukaryota; Fungi; Ascomycota; Eurotiomycetes; Chaetothyriales; Trichomeriaceae. Bases 1 to 705 code for a protein of 234 amino acids.
AUGGACGUUUCGAGUACACAGGACGAGCGGGGUCGACCAGCCAACGACUUACUCAAAAAGCUGGAAAGCACGGCCUUCGAGCGAAUCAAAACAUCCAGCUACGAGUUCUGCUGCUUCAUGAGAAACCUGAAAGUCGACUGUGGACUGAGUGACGACUCUCUCAACUUCUGCGUGCAGGCACACAAGUUUAGGUCCAUCGAAUCUUAUUGGAGGUUAAUCGAGUCACUCAACGAUAAGAAUCCAAACUAUGAUGAUCGGCUACCCAAAGUGUUCGAAGAUCUUGAAUACCCAUUACAACCAGGACAGGCCUGGAAAGGCUCCGUGCAGACUUGUUUCAUGGACCACUACGCAGGCAAGAAUGUGAACAAGCAGGAAGUUUUAAUCAUACGGGCCAAAGGCCGCUCCUGGGAACACAUAUCGUCGUCAGUGAAGACGUUUGGUUACGGCAUUUUAGCUCUGGUGUCAAAAGGAGUCAACGACUGGAGUGACUGGAAAGUGUUUAGCAAGAUGCUGAGUGUGUGGCAUGUGGUCAAGGAAGAGUUCCCUCAGCUUGCCGACUUUGCAGCUCGAUUGGAUGAGCUCAUGGUACAACCCAUUCUCGAUGGUGAGCCAUGCGCCAAAUUCGGCUUCAACCUGGAGGACAACAGUAUGAGAUUCGACGCGCGCUUGAUCGUGGAGGCGGACGUGAAGAUGGAGGAUGAUUAG